Messenger RNA from Anoplophora glabripennis (Asian longhorned beetle), 3609 nucleotides. RefSeq lists its product as uncharacterized. The record is from RefSeq and is a predicted model, not a curated record. The transcript is spliced from 11 exons. The coding region runs from base 312 to 3512 and encodes 1066 amino acids. Gene Ontology annotation, molecular function: protein binding; guanyl-nucleotide exchange factor activity. Lineage: Eukaryota; Metazoa; Arthropoda; Insecta; Coleoptera; Cerambycidae.
CCUGUUCGUAGGUUCACAUGAUGAUACCCUCUGUUCGGUGUAUUAUGUAAUCAUGACCUUGACUUCGUGAGUGUAGAACCAGCUUCAAAAUUCAGGCAGAAAAUUAUACUAUCGACAGUAACUAUUUGAUUUGAGUUUUGGAAUCCUGCUAAGUGGAGGAAGGAAGGAAAAUGUUUGAGGUUUAAGAGCCGUCAAUCGUCAUUAAGUUUUUGACAUUCUUUAUAAAAAUAUUUACUAAUUUUUCAGUUUAAUCCAAGUCAGUUUUUUGUGCAAAAAGUGUUCUGAACAUAUAAGGCUUUAAUGGAACUAUCAUGGCUAAUGAACCGUCCAUAGUUCAGGCUAUUUAUUCAUUUAAGGGAAGCAAUAAUGAUGAGCUGUGUUUUAAGAAGGGGGAUCUAAUAACUGUAACCCAGAAAGAUGAGGGGUGGUGGGAGGGUACCCUCAAUGGAAAAACAGGCUGGUUCCCUAGUAAUUAUGUGAAGGAAUGUAAAGACGCCCCUAAGCCAGUCGUGAAUCCACAAAACCAGUACAAAAGCGUCGUCCUAAAUGAUUUAAUCGACUCUGAAAAAGCACACGUGACUGAAUUAGAAGGUCUGGUCUCCAAUUUUCUGCAACCUUUGGAGAAGAGUUCCAUAUUAUCGCAAGAUGAAUAUAAACAACUGACUGGAAACAUAACGGAUGUGUUGGAAACGCAUCAACAACUUUUGAGUUUAAUCGAAGCAGAAUCGAACAAACCAGGAAAUGAACAGCGGGUCGGCAAGCUGUUCCUUACUUGGGCACCAAAAAUCAAAAACGUUCAUCAAAUGUACUGCUCUCUCCAUCCCAGGGCAGUGUGCAUUCUGGACAAAUAUAGGGAGGAACUUACGAAAUACAUGGAAUCGAAAGGUGCAGCUAGUCCCGGUGCUCUGGUAUUAACAACGAUGUUAAGUAAGCCCUUCAGAAGGCUAGAUAAGUAUUCGGGAAUGCUACAGGAGUUAGAGAGACACGUGGAAGAAUGCCAUCCCGAUAGGGGCGAUACGCAAAGAUCUGUCAGUGUUUAUAAAGAUAUCGCAACAACAUGCUCUGCGAUCAGAAGGCAGAAAGAACUAGAGCUUCAAGUACUAACCGGUCCAGUACGGGGGUGGGAAGGUCCUAGUUUAACCUCUCUAGGAGAGAUCAUAUACAUGGGUUCCGUGGCCGUGGGCCCCCAGCACCACGACAGAUAUUUCGUCCUUUUCCCCACUACUCUGGUCAUACUAUCUGUUAGUCACAGGCUGAGCGCAUUUAUAUACGAGGGGAAACUGUUCCUCUCAGGACUGACGGUGACCAGGCUUGAAGAUAGCGACCAGUACAAAAAUGCUUUCGAGAUAAGUGCGCCUAUGAUCGACAAACGAGUGGCGGUGUGUCAGAGUAGGGAAGAAGCCGACCAUUGGGUGGAACUGUUGAGGAAGCAGAUGCCAAGGUCCUCGACUGCUUCCACCAUUAGUCAGAAAGUGGCGCCAUCUCAAGCGCAGUUUGUUCCGCAACCCCCUCCGCAUCUCCAACGACUAAACCAAAGAGGUUAUUCUAACCGAACGUCAGUAUUGAGUUAUAACAUUGAUCUCCGAUAUAAACCCACUUACCCCCCAGAAAACUACCCUUCCGCGGCGCCCUACGCUGCCCUAACAAAGUUAUUUCAUAAACUGAUUAAAACAAAGUUGUUAAAUAGGCAAUUAUUAAAGCAAUUGUUGUAUUCCGAGCACUUAAAUAAAAGUAAUUUACAUUUAGUGAAAAUAAGACACCACGUGACCGAAAUUAGUAUAAUGACCAGAGACAUCCACUGCCGGGAUAGCGUUAUUGAGUGUGACAGCGACACCGAAGAUGAGACUUCUGAUGCCGAGUCCAGAGGCAGCAAUAUCAAAAGGCAAAAUGCCGUAGACACUUCCUCUUCUGAUGACGAUUCGAGUAGUUCUAGCAAUCCGUUUGGCUACAUAAGGUAUUAUAACCCUCAAACGGGAUCGGGGCAUGAGGUUACAAAAUAUGAGAGCUUCAUCGAUCACGGUGAACAGUGCCCUACAGUGACUGGGCCUAAAGUAGUGGUGGACGUACCGAAGAAACGUAGCGUCCUCUUAGUAUCAACCGCAAACUUGUUGUUACAGAAACAGUACUCUGAGGAGUCAGAAGCGAGUUCUUGUUUUCCAGAACCUAAACCUUAUAUGGCUUGUGAGGAUCUAAGUCACCUCGAUGGAAACGUAGAACUAGGUACUCUACACGUGCCCGAAAGGUAUGUGCCUACUACGAGGCAAAGUUGUCCAACGAAACUGGUUGGCAACAAAUUUAACCAGAGCAGUUUAACUACUAUUUAUAUACCCUCGUGGUCGAAUAGCGACAGUGCAAAUGGUAAAAGCAAAUCUAAUGAAGAUAUUGCGAAAAGGAAAACUGCAAGUUCCAAAAACGAUUCCAGUUGCAGCAGCACUACUCACUCUAGUAGUUUGGAAUUGCCCGUGAAUACAUUACCUCUCCCUGACAGAAUGGUAGCUGAAUUGCUGUACAAUUUUGAUGGAGAAUUCACAAAAUCAGAAUCCAUAGAAAGUGAUUUCACAGAGCAUUCCUCGAAAACUGUCAUAAAACCUCCCACAAUGUUUGAAGGUAGAGUGGAAGAAGACGUUAAAGUCGUUCCACAAACAGUAAGUUUAAAUUUAGAUAAUGUAGGAUUCCGUAAGCACAGUAUUAACUCAGACAAGCCAAAAAGGAGGAGUAGUAUUCAGAUUAACCCUCAAGAUCUCAAGAAAAAUAGUGAUAUGAGACGUUGCGUCACCUCGAGAUUCCUUCAAAUGUCAAAUCCCACGACUUCAAGACAGUCCUUUUGCAGAUGCUGCAGGGAUUCUUGCCACAGUCCGAGGUCGUCAGACUCCGGCAUGGCUGGUAGCUGCACCUUAAUCUCGCCUGAUAUAGUUAACGACUUAGCCUCGUGUUCUGCGCAAGAACGUUGUAGUACGGACAUGGCAAAUCUGUUCCAAAAAUACAAUAACUUUGGUCAGUUCGAUGGUGACACAAACGUUAUCUCUUUAAGUGAUAUCGAAGCUAGGGAUUUCGAAUCCCAGUGCCCUUGUACCUCUCCGUUUGGCUCCACGCCGCGCACCUCGGGCCAAGACUGUGUUAACGAAAAUGUACUAACCGGAUCUCGCGAUAGCUUAAGGACUUCCGUUACUUCCAGUAUUGAUAUCAACCCUAAAACGUGGGGAUCUCAACCCAAACUCCAUUCCAGAAUAUUCAUAGAACCUAAAACUGUUCCGGAUCCCAACGUAGAAGAGUGGAAGAGCGGUCCUCAAAAGUCCCACUCCACAAGUUGUUUGCUAGAAGAGGGACAAGAUGAGGGAGAAGUGGCGGAGAACGAAGAAGGUCCGCUGAUGUAUAAAUCCGGAUUAUACGCACACUGGUGGUUGAAAGCUAAAAUUCCGGCCAGUGUCAUUAAGGGGAUAUACAUGGACUCUCGAUCACCCACUACAGAUGUCUCCACUAGUAGCAGGCGGGCCAACAAGCCAAACAAGUAACCGCCAGGGCGGCAUGAACAGCAUCCGCUCCACGCCCACACCUCCACCGCACGGCCACGCCAAUAAUAGCCGUGGGUGGUCUUCCAUUUGCUUAAGG